AUGGAAGAAAUUGAGCUUCAACAAAACGAUUCCAUUUUGGAAGAGCUUUCAUACACACGUGAACUCCACGUCUCCAUUUUGGCCAAAACGAAGCAACACACAAAAACGAAUUUUAUUUCCACGAAAAAGUACAACUUUUUCUCACUUUUUCCCAAAAUCAUCGUUGAGCAUUUUUAUCGUCUUACUUUUGUAUACUUCAUUUUUAUAUCUAUUUUGUGCUUCAUCCCCUCUUUAGAACGGGGCAGAGAGACGAUGACGAGUGUCUGUGCGCCUUUAGUUUUUCUUAUUAUACUUUCACUAUUGAGAGAUUUCUUCGAGCAAUUAAAACAAUACAAAGACGACGUGUUUGAAAAUUCAAAAAAAGCAAAAAUCUUGACUGAGAACGGGACAAGGUUGGUGGAAUGGCAGAGCAUUAAAGAAGGGAAUAUCAUAGAAAUUUCUGAAAAUGAGAUGAUGCCAUGCGACUGUGUCAUACUCGACAAAACAAACGUCUCAUUUGAAACUUCACAAAUUAACGGAGAGACUUUUUUAAAGGCAAAGAAAGGAAUUUCGUUCCUCCAAGGAAUUAAAGAAGAUGAAAUGAAGAGAGUUGAGUGUUCAAUCUUUGUCAACAACCCUACUAUUCCCUUUGAAGACUUCUCUGGAAAAGCCGUUUUGAAUGAACAAACACAACAACUUUCAAUUGAAAAUUUUGUAUGUCGUGGGUGUGUAAUGAGAUCUUCGGGUACUAUUUUAGUACUUGCAACGUAUAUUGGCAAAGAGACGAAGCAGAAAUUAAACUCGAAUAGGCAUGAUUUGAAGUGGAGUUAUAUUAUCAAAAUGACCAAUUUUUACUCAAUCGCUUUAUUCUUUAUCAACUUGCUUAUGGCUCUUGUAAACACUUUUCUAUACAAACCAUAUGCAAAUAACCAACCAUGGUAUAUCGAAUUUCAACGCCAUAAUGGAGCAGUGAAGUUUUUCUCCGAAGUUAUUGAGUCCAAUAACAUCAUUCCAAUUUCAUUGUUUGUGACAAUGGAAAUAGUUAGAGUUGUACAAACAUGGUACAUCAACCAUGAUGGAGAUAUGGCAACAUUAAAUGAUACUUCAAUUGCGAUGAACUCGUGUUUGAACGAAGAACUGGGAAGAGUAAACUACAUUUUAACCGACAAGACUGGGACAAUGACACAGAAUCAUAUGACUUUGAAAAAGUUCAGUAUUAGUGGGAAGAUCUAUGGAAAUCCCGAUGAUGAAAGUGACGGGCUUUCGUCUGAUAUGGACGAACACAAAGAUGCCACUAAAACUGAAGCUCUUUCAAGUUCGGAAGGAAAUGAAAUAACACCAAAUAUAGUCGAAUUUGACGCCAAAAAAGUCAUUGACGAUUAUAAUAACAACAUGAAGAGGAGAAUUGUUAUAACGGAAUUCUUUAAGACGUUAACAAUAUGUCAGUCUGUCGAUAUAAGAAGAGAAGGAGAGGAUUUGAAUUACUUCUCGUCAAGGAGUGAUGAAGUUGCAUUGGUUGCGGUGAGUAAAGAGUGUGGGUUUGAAUUGUUUGAGAAGACUGCAGAGAGUGUUUCUAUCAGUAUUUUUGACGAACAAAAGACUUAUCGAAUACUCAAACAAUUUCCAUUCACACCCGAAAGGAGACGAAUGAGUGUCAUCAUCUACGAUGGCAAUGAAAUUACGAUGUACUCAAAAGGGUCUGAGGAGAUGAUGAGUGAGAGGGUUAAAGAGAUGGCAAUAAGCAGAAAAUUGAUUGAGCAGAAUGACCAAUUCAACAAAGAGGGUUAUCGUACCUUACUCAUAUGUUCAAAGAAAAUAGACAAAGAGUAUUACAUCAAUUGGCUUGAGAAUGGAGAGAACGAAGACGACAUCGAACGCGAUUUGAUUUUGAUUGGAGUCACUGCUGUUGAAGACAAAAUGCAAGAGGGUGUUCGUGAAAGCGUCUUAAAACUGAAAGAGGCCGGGAUUAAAGUAUGGAUGGUGACUGGGGAUCACAGAGAAAUAUCCAAAGAUAUUGGAUACUCUUCUGGCAUUUUGGAAAGAGGGUUGGUCACUUCGAACAUCGUCAAACGAACGAAAGAGGAGUUAAAUGAACAACUUAAAAAGGACUACGAAAUGUGGAAGAGGAAAAAAGUGAACAUCAAUUUGGUGAUGGAUGGAGAGAGUCUUGAGAGUGCCGUAGAGGAAGAGAAUUGUAAAUUAUUCACAAAGAUCUUGGGGUUGAGUCGUGGGUGUGUCUUCUGUCGAUGCACCCCCAAACAAAAGGAGAAGUUGGCGAGUUUUGUGAAUAAAAGCAAGGGGAGUUGCUCGUUGGCCAUAGGUGAUUCUCUUAAUGAUGUUUCAAUGAUCAACAAAGCGAAAAUUGGUAUUGGUAUUUCGACGGGACAAGAUAUGUCAGCGGCGCAUACAGCAGACUAUUCAAUACCGGCUUUUCGAUUUUUGGUGAAGUUGUUGUUAGUGCAUGGAAGGUACUUUUAUCGCCAAAAUUCUGUUGUGUAUUUCUACUCGUUAUACAAAAAUUUCAUUGUUGUGGCCACAUCAUUUUUGUACAAUCUAUUCUGUAAAAGUAGUCAAAUCGAUACUAUCGAGCGGUCGUGUUACACUUCUUACAACAUAUUAUUUACGUCAAUACCGAUUUUUAUCUUUGGAAUUGCAGAUAGAGACAUUCCACCGUAUGUUUUAUACACCAACCCAAAGUUAUAUAAAAACAGAGAAUAUUACUCCCCAUUAAAUGCAUUGUUCUGGUUACUUGAUGGACUUGUUGCGUCGAUUGGAAUAUUUUUCAUAUCUUAUGUUGCGUCGUACACAAACUCUGUUCUUCCAAAUGGGAAAGUUAUUGAUUUGAAUGGGUUCUCUUUCACAAUUUUUGUCUCGAUCUUGUUGGUGACGAAUUUGAAAAUAGUGACAAUCAUCAAGCGUUACACAUGGUUCCAUUUUGGGAGCUUACUCUUCACAUUCUUAGUUAUCAUUUUAUAUUUAUUCAUACAACAAGCAAUACUUUACACAGAUUGGAUGUGGUACAACAUCUUCGUGGAAAUGCUCCAGACGCCGUACUUCUACUUACUUGUUAUUUUAAUUACAUUCUUACUCACUGCGAAAGACCUUUUGUGGAAACACUUUAAGAAGUCUAUUCUUCCAGACGCAAAACACAUUGCGGAAGAGGUUGGAGUGAAAGAGAAGAACAAGACGUACAAUAGCAUCAAAAGUAUCAAAGAGCGGGACAUGUUCUUCAAUACAACGUGGCACUUACCCAAACAUCAACACAACGAUUUGGACUAUUCUGACAGUUCAAGCAGCCUCGAUGAAGAGAAACCGAUUAUUAAUUAG
This is a messenger RNA of Entamoeba invadens IP1, 3306 nucleotides long. RefSeq lists its product as hypothetical. Gene Ontology annotation, biological process: phospholipid translocation. Lineage: Eukaryota; Evosea; Mastigamoebida; Endamoebidae. The transcript has 3 exons. Gene Ontology annotation, molecular function: ATP binding; ATP hydrolysis activity; magnesium ion binding. The coding region runs from base 1 to 3306 and encodes 1101 amino acids. The record is from RefSeq and is a predicted model, not a curated record. Gene Ontology annotation, cellular component: plasma membrane; trans-Golgi network.